CCCUCUUAAUACAACCACCGAAGAAGAAAUCCACGGGCCGGAAGUGUUCUUGUUGUGGCGGAACAGAAAUGAGCGGAGCUAAAAGAAGCUAACAGAAGCUAACAGAGACUCUGUGAGUGUAACUGUGGGAGUGAGAGAUGGCCGCGGACAUCACUGUGAGGAUGACGGAGCGGCGGCGUCCUGCAGAAGAAGACGUUUGUCCUCUGGAGUCUAAAACUGUGAGGCUGGACAGGAAGUGUCACACAGGAAGUUUCCCUGAGAACCGGCGUGAUGAGGAGAGGACACCUGUCUCAGGUGUUGGGAUGUUGGUCACCGUGGAGACCAGUGAGGCCAGUGAUGACGAGCUGGGACGACUCGACAUCGACCUGGACAGGAAGUCAAAACAGCACAACCUGACCUCCAGGAACGUGCGCGCCAUCCUGCAUGAGGUGAUUACCCAUGAGCAUGUUGUUGCCAUGAUGAAGGAGGCCAUCAGGGACACUCAGGACCUCCCCAUGUUUGAGCCCAAGAUGACUCGAUCCAGACUGAAACAGGUGAUCCAGCAGGGACAGGCACUGAACUGGAGUCUGUCUGCAAUCAACUCAACAACCAUCAAGCCUCCUCAGUUUGUGGACAUUGAUCUUGAGGAUGAUGAAGACUCUUCUGAUGAGGAGUACUGUCCUGAUGAAGACGAGGAGGAGGACACCACAGAGGAGAUGUUUCUCAGUGAUGGAGACAGUCUGACCUCCCCCCCUCGAGCCAUGAGGCCCCCUGGAGUCCAAAACCUAGAACACCUGAGGACUAAUAUGACCUCACAGAGAUUACCUGGACUCUCAGGUGGACAGGUGAUCCCCUCCAGCUGCCCUCUUCAGCCCUCAGCGCCUCCGAGUCCUCGUUUCUUGCAAGACUGA
Molecule: messenger RNA, 890 nt
Organism: Notolabrus celidotus (New Zealand spotty)
Lineage: Eukaryota; Metazoa; Chordata; Actinopteri; Labriformes; Labridae
Product: GON-4-like protein
Exons: 9
Coding region: 138-890 (250 amino acids)
Biological process (GO): regulation of DNA-templated transcription
Cellular component (GO): nucleus
Molecular function (GO): transcription coregulator activity
Source: RefSeq, a predicted model, not a curated record